Molecule: messenger RNA, 1998 nt
Organism: Penicillium robsamsonii
Lineage: Eukaryota; Fungi; Ascomycota; Eurotiomycetes; Eurotiales; Aspergillaceae
Exons: 1
Coding region: 1-1998 (665 amino acids)
Source: RefSeq, a predicted model, not a curated record
AUGUCAUCUUUGUAUGGAAGUCAGGUACCUUGGCCAGAACUUCCUCCGCCGCAAUCUGCACAGCCACGCCAAUCAUUAUUUGGAGGCCCAAGCAGUGAUGUCAGUUUGCAACCUUCUUCUCAGCCAGAACCGCCAAGAAGUUCUCUUUUUGGAGGCCCCAUCAAGGAAGAUAAUUAUUCAGAGCCUCUGUCCGAAACAGAUCCUAUGGACGAGGCGCUUGAGCAAGGCGAAAGUGAAUUUGACAUGAUAAUGCGAGAGCAGCCCUUGGAGUUCCAAGAUGACUCUGAUGACGAAAGCUACGAGGAAAAUAAUCGUGGGAGAAGUCGCAGGCGGACAAAAAAGACACAGCAGUCUCAGAAUGACCCAAUUUACUACGUAGUUGACCGAGGUCUUGACCUGCGACCUGGGGUUGAGCGUCCCAAUCUAUUUGAUGGGCAUGCCACUUCAUGGAGGAACUACAACGCCGACGAUAUUGGAGCCUAUAAUGCAAUGAUCAUUCACCGAAGCAGAGAUUUGGCGGCUCACCUUUACAAUGCCCACGCGAUUCGCAGGCGAGCCCGGGACACUGCGCGGAAGAACCCUGGAGUCGUUGAAAAAACACCACUCCAUAUGAACAAGCGAUGGGCUGCAUGGCCUGUCCAUGCAACAACAGUUCCCCGUGCCAACGAGGUCAUCCAGAGGAUAAUGGAUGACCCUGAUAGGUACCAAAUGCAACCUGAUUCCCUACCUAGUACGGAAUUAGAGGAAUGCCUCACAGCGUUCAUACUGAAGGUCUCCAAGGAGACCUUCCAAGCCCGAGAGUUGAAUUUUGAAGAAAUUGAAAAUCACUCUGCGAAUAAGCGGGACGACGAGGAUGAACUGAUGCAAGAUGAAUUGGAGAAAAAGGAGGAAGAAGAAGAAGAAGAGCCUGUCGAUACAAGAAUCCUCAGACCCACAGUCCUACUUGACGAAGACAACUCUCUUCGUCAAUUACGUCCAGUGGUCCGCAAUGUGAUCUCACAGGUAGACCGGCUGCUGUACGGGCUUCAUUGUGCUAUGAAGGGCCGCAAGUAUGAGGAAGACUCUGCUGAUGAGCAAUGGACUGAUUCGGACGAAGAAGAGCACCAGACUCGAGAGAGCCGCAACGGCAGAAGCAGAAGUCGAUCGCGUGGUCGGAGAAGUGUUCGACAGUCUCAGGAGCGUGAAACAUCACGCCGUUCCAACACUGCACACAUAUCUACUGGACUGGAGACCGGAGAUGAAAUUUUGCCAGAAGGUUCCCAAACUCGAGCGCAAUCUCGCAACUCCGCUACUGGUGAUGACGAUCAUAACGCCAAGGGCCGACUCAAAUUGCGAGACUGGAGUGAAGUUCUGGGACUGGCAUCAAUGAUGGACCUCCCCGCGGCCGCGGUAAUGCGCGCGUCAAAGCGAUGCGCCGACCUGUUCGGCGAAGAUAUGGAAUUCCGAAUAAUGCCCGAAGGAAGGGUCAGAAAGAAGAGAAAGGCAAAUGAUCGAGAGGAAUAUGCCUACACCUCAAAUGAGAGCGAUAGUGACUCAGCGCCACCAAGCCCUCAGCCAGCACCCCUACCGAUUCGCAAGCGCAAAACCAAACCCAACUCCAAAGCUAAGGUCGAAGUUGAACCAAAGACCAAACCAAAGGUGAAGAUACCAGGCCAGCGACACUCGAAGGCAUACAAGACUCCUACAUUCGUUCCUCCCUCCGCAUCCCCAUCCCCAGUCCCGGAGGCGCCGCCAGAACCCACUGCAGUGGAACCUGCUGUAGAGAUAACAGAGCAGGCCGUCGAUCAGGAGCCAAAACCGAUUAAACCAGGCGUUGGAAAGGGUCCUCAUCGGAAAGUGGACAUUGUCUGCCCUGUUAGAUCUUGCAUUCGACACAAGAAUGGGUUUUCACGAAAAUGGAACCUUAACCAACAUUUGAAGAAGGCUCAUGGUAUACAUGUUACUCCUGGGAAUGAAACCUCGACUGAGCGGGAUGAUCAGACUAUCAUGAUCGAAUAG